AAAGCGCUCCCUAAAAAAAAAAAAAAAAAGGCGCGUCACUUCCUUGCCCAUCCCAACCAGGAGGGGGAAAAAAGAAAGAAAGAAGUGUCCGAGUAGAGUGUCGCCAAGAAAAUAGCUACAAGGGGGGGAAAAAAACAAGAAAAUAGGAUUUUAAAGCGUUCCAGAAGAAGUCGGAUUGUGAAUUGGAUUAAGGAGUAGUCUCCAUAUUUGUCUCGUCCCAAUGCCACUCCACAAGUCGGGCCGGGGUCACCGCCUGGAUCCCACCAUGAUCUCUGCCCCGCUCGGCGACUUUCGCCACACCAUGCACAUUGGCCGCGGUGGAGACGCCUUCGGAGACACCUCCUUCUUAUCCAGUCAUGGUCCUUCCAACAGAGAGUCUUUAAAGUCCAUUGCCUCCCCUGUGGAGGCCACGAUUGACUCCACAGAAGUAAGGGGAAAUCAUGAAACUGAGAGCAAACCCCCUGAUGAGCCAUUUACAAAACUCCAGCACUCAGACUCCGUCUCAUCCUUUGACCUGGACCUAGAUCUGGGGCCAUCCAUUUUGGGAGAUGUGCUGGGAGUGAUGGAUGGACUGGGUUUGGGCAGUGAUUGGACAACAGGCAACGAAGGUGAAGAAGUGUUUAUCUCUAAUAAGAGCAGUGCAGAUGGUGUUAUGUCAUCACCCAAUGGUGCAACAAAUGACCUGAAUGAGAAUAGGAUAGGGAGAGGGGAGGAGAUUCUAAACGAUGUCAAUGGUGUCAAAUCUAAGGGGUUCCGGCCCAAGGUGCGAUUUAGCGAUAAAAAGGAGGAGAUCGUCGGUCUGCAGUAUGGAGGUGGUGAAUUAGAGCUGGAAUAUGGGAAGGAAACAAGUACAAGUCCAGUUAGAAGAAUGGAGGUCAGGGCUGAAGGAAUGGCUAAUAAAGGAGGAGUGCAACCAGAGCUGACGAAUCACCAACCUGACAUCAGUCCCAGCCCUUCCUCCUCAGUGAGCUCAGAAUAUGAAGGCAUCUCACCAUUGGACAGAAGGAGAGAAGAGGACCAUGUGUCCGAGACGGAUUCGGAGGAAGAGGAAGUUGCAGGAGAGCAAGGCUAUACGUUUGAGGAUGAGUCAGAUGAUGAGAUCGGCCUUUAGGAUUCUGAUGAUUGGUAUGUAAAGACGAGGCAGAGAAAAGUAUGCACAAAAUGGUUUUCUAAAUAGCAUGUGAAGAGAAGAAAGUACCAAAGUGAAAACAACACUACGGAACAGGAGGAACUGGACUUGUGUAGUUAAAGAAGGUUACAUAAAUAGAGGCUGACAUUUUUAUUAAAAAGGAAAAAAACCUUUCAAAGCACUAAGGUAAACAAUAGUUUGUCAUGAGAUGUUUAUCAGGGGUAGAACUGUAAUAUUAUAAGCAAAUGACAUUUAUUAGUAGUAACACUAUUAGUCCCACUAAAGCCUCAAAUGAUGGAAUACAUUUAAUAUAUAAUAGCAUAAGAUAGUCCUGAUAAACAGCUAUUAUAGGUUCAAUACCACUGUUAUACUUUUCUUGAACUGGGAUCUCUUAAGUUUUAAAUUAGAUUACUGGGGAAUGUUAAAUGGUAGCCAUGCGAUCUAUUUUUACUUGUUUAAAAAAAUCAUCUCAAUACAUGAGGUAAAGGUUGAGCCAAAUACCAGUAUUCCACAUCAUUUUAUGUCCUUUAGUGUAUUAGUCUUUUUUUAACGAAACACCAUAUUAUUUUUUUAAAUAUUAUAGGCCAAAAAAGAAUGAAAGAAGGUUUCAUGUACAUCAACAAAUUUAUUCUAAUUAUAUUUUUGUUAGCUCUGUUAAUAAAAUACAUAAGUGAAUUACAGGAACUACAGUAUGUAUAACAUUAUCAGUAAGUAUGUUGUUCCUAAGGUCAAAACAUGUUGAAUGAUUCUAUUUUAUUAUUUAUAGUGGCAUUAAAAAAAAAAAAGCCGUAGCUGGUUUUAACUGAGCUAUAUGUGUUAGUGGUGGAAAUUUUACUGGAGAAUUCUGGGUGUUCCUGUGGGAGUUACACACACAAUGGGUGGAAAAAACAGUGGGUGGACGCUGUGCUUAGAUCAUAGGUGCUCAGUUUACUACAACUGACACAGUUUGAGAGAGUACUUAUUGCUGAUGAUCUUCUACACUUUGGGGAGUUUGGUGUUAUCUGACACAACCUGGUAUCUGCUGUGUAAAAUUAAGGUACAUGACAAGAGUAUGUGGUAUCCUGAUAGGGAAUAUACUGAAAGAACAUUAAAAACACAACAGUUGGAAAAGCUUUUUUAAAAUUGCUGUUAACUUAACAUGACUUUAUGGUUAUCAUAAAUGUACAUUUUUCACUGCAAAUUGUAGCAUCAAGGACACUCUGUGGCAUCAUCAUCAUCACUUCUAGCUUUCAGUGCAUGUGAAUUUUGCAUAUUCACCCAAACACCUCUCUGUUUGGAUAAGUGGACAGGUUGUGAUGAUCAUUUAAGGUGAUAGCAAUAUAACAAUAUUGUUUGUGUGAAACAUUGCAAAGUAUGGUUUUACCAAUUCUCAGUGCAUGCCUAGUCAUGAGGAUGAAACAUUGUGCUUAUACCACUUUGAAUAACUAUGUAGCUACUUUAAUCUUACUGCAAUCAUAUAUAUCCAUUUUAAUAGCCAGUCAGUGGAGUUUACGUCUUAGAAACCACUUUCCUGUAAAAAAAAAAAAACCUGUGUCUUCCCAUGAAAAUAUAACUUCAAAACAUUAGAGCCAAAUCCGGAUAGCUGGAGAACUUCCUACUGGUUUAAACUGGAUUUAUUGGGAGGUAAUUAUAAACAAGUUGCAUUACUACUUAGUUUAACAAUGCUUGUUUUAAAUAGCAAACUGCAUGACUUUCUCUCUCUCUCUUUUUUUUUUUUUAAAGAAACAAUGUCUUAAACAUAUUUGAUGAAAUAACCUUCUAUUCACGUGUAAAUAACUUAAGAUUAAACGCCUGAUAGUUUGUUCUUUGGGUGUUUUUCUUUCAAAUCAUAUAAAUUAGGUUCUAGAAAUUUCUUAUCUAAGGCUCUGUUAUAAACUCUAUAAACUGUAUGUCUUCCACUAUUGCAUAGCUGAGCAAAAUCAGCUUGGAAAGCACUGAGCAUGUUUUGAGAAAUCCUGAUCCGGAUUUCAAAGUCACUUUGGUCAUUUAAAAACGCUUUCUCAUUUUAAUGUUGAGCUUUCGGACAGCAUUUAAGUACUGCAUUAUGAUACUUCAGCAGACUAGUAGGGCCUUCUGUUAAAAAGAUAAAGGCGGAUGGAAAGAGGAAUUCAGAAAAUCUAAUCACAUCAUGGCUUUGUUUGAAAAGAUCAGUUAAAAGGAGAAGGCUGCGUGACUUCCUCUGAAUAGAGUCGUGAAGCUGAAAUUUCAAAAAUGUAGAUAGAAUUGUAGCUUAGUUUCAUUGCUAGGUACUGCCAACAUUCCGGUCUAUAAAUACAGUAUUUUGGCCUCUAUUAUUUUAAAGAAAGGUACCACAUGACACUAUCAGGGUUUUUUUUUUUUUUUUUUUUUUAAAGGAUGCAUUGGAGGAAUGUAAUCGGCAUUUCAGAGGCAAAAUCUGAUGCAAAAUCUGAUGCAAUUAAUUCAAAUUAAGAUGUCUUAAAGAUAAACCAUAAACAAAUUGUAAUCGUAAAAUCAUAUUAACUAAGUCACACAACAUGAUGCUGAAUAAACCUCUGGCAGAUUUUUUUUAUCUAAAGUUUAAGUAAAUAACAUCCACUAUAUAUGUAUGUUCAACAUAAACCAACUCCAUUUAGUUUGUAAGUUUACUCAAUGACAAUCAAUUGUGUAAAUUAGUUCAGGUUAUGAUGUGGUAGAGCAAAGAGCACAACAUGUAUGGCAGUUAUAUCUAUUUGUCAGACCAGUUUUGCCUGUAAACUCUUGAAAUACCUGCAUGUAUGUGUACACCAUGGAACACUGCACUUCAUAUAUAUGAUACUAUUGGAUUGGUAUUGACAUUAUCUUUCUGAUUGAGAUCUGCAAUAAUAAAUAUAUUUACUUUCUA
Clarias gariepinus (North African catfish) is the source of this 3971-nucleotide messenger RNA. It is a transcript of the gene cdc42ep5, whose product is annotated as CDC42 effector protein (Rho GTPase binding) 5. Lineage: Eukaryota; Metazoa; Chordata; Actinopteri; Siluriformes; Clariidae. The transcript has 2 exons. The record is from RefSeq and is a predicted model, not a curated record. The coding region runs from base 221 to 1111 and encodes 296 amino acids.